This is a messenger RNA of Desarmillaria tabescens, 862 nucleotides long. RefSeq names its product CAP domain-containing protein. Bases 1 to 555 code for a protein of 184 amino acids. The record is from RefSeq and is a predicted model, not a curated record. NCBI's taxonomy places the organism in Eukaryota, Fungi, Basidiomycota, Agaricomycetes, Agaricales, Physalacriaceae. The transcript is spliced from 3 exons.
AUGAUCUUCAUCGCCCAACGUUCCUUCCUUAUCGUAGCUGUUGCUACUAUUCUGUCUUUUCUUUAUAUGCCAGUUGUGUCUGCCCAUCUUCAGAGGCGCCACGCGUCGAGACGGGACACAUCCUGGUCUGAUGCAUAUACCUUUCUGUCCGCUCAUAAUGCCAUCCGCAUCCAGCAUGGAGCUAAUUUGCUGACAUGGUCUUACACCCUUGCCGAUGCAGCCCAAUCGUGGGUUAAUCAGUGCGAAUUCAGAGCAACCGAUGGCCAGCUGUUCGACACUUCGUACGGCGAAAUCAUAGUUGCGGGUUCAGGGGACGUUUCCAUUGAAACUGCCAUCAAUUCGUUCGUAGCUGAUGAAGCGGACUACACCGAUGGUUCUGAUGUCCUGAACCAUUUUACCCAAGUUGUGUGGAAGUCUACUACGGAGCUAGGAUGCGCACGAAACACGGCCUGUAAUGGCAUUUUUGACAAUGGGGGUUCACAGACGCUCGUGGUCUGUUUGUACGACCCAGCGGGCAACGUGAUCGGCGAGGCCACGGACAAUGUCCAAGUCUGAUUCUUAUGACCCCACCUGGCUGUGAGGCACCGACCAAUGCUCCAUAGCCGUUUCUUCUUCUUGUCAGACCGCGCUAGAUGCCAGCCUGUUUUCACGGUCCUGGUUGUCCGUGACUUGUUCAUGCGUAUAUCUUGCUAUUUCUUGCCAACCCUCCUUCAUUUGCUUUGCUUUGUCUUAUUGUCACUGCUAAGCUUACCUAGCGUAUACCUAGUGUUCAAUGCCUUGUACUUGUUGACCUUUUGCGAGAUUUCUCGUCGAGACCAGGUACGUCCGUUGCUUCCUUGAGAUCUUGUUGAAAUCCGUUUGC